Galendromus occidentalis (western predatory mite) is the source of this 1176-nucleotide messenger RNA. Its product is annotated as prostatic acid phosphatase-like. Lineage: Eukaryota; Metazoa; Arthropoda; Arachnida; Mesostigmata; Phytoseiidae. The record is from RefSeq and is a predicted model, not a curated record. Gene Ontology annotation, molecular function: phosphatase activity. Bases 1 to 1176 code for a protein of 391 amino acids. The transcript is spliced from 4 exons. Gene Ontology annotation, biological process: dephosphorylation.
AUGAUGAAAGUGUCCGGGUUGUUGGUGCUCUUCUGCGGAGUCGUGGUGCAUGCGCAGGAGGAAUUUCCGUUGCGGAUCUGCGAAGAAAAUCUGACACGGAAUCCGUGUUGGAACCUCCGUCAUAUCGCCGUCGUUCAUCGACACACAGCCAGGGCGCCUCAGAAGUUCCCGGAGAACGAUCCCUAUCUACGACCGGCGCUCUACCCGAGGGGCGCGGGCAAGUCGACUCUGUUGGGCCUGCAACAGGCACAUGUGGUUGGCAGGAUGUGGAAGUCGUGGUGGAGACCGCGAUUCCUCUCAGGCAAUCCGAACGAAGUUUACGCGAGAACUUCAGCUCUCGAUCGAUGCUUCGAAACCACCCAAGCUCUCCUGUUCGAAAUUUUCUCCCCGGGACCAUGCCAUGAAAACCACCAGUUCUGCUUACCCUUCGACCCGGUGCCCAUAGUGAAGCCACCGAUGGGCUUCGACAAGAACAUUAAUUUCUGCCACAGCAAUACAUCGUCCCAACUUGCGAAUAUGACCCAGAUAAUGACGACGCCGAUCCCGAUGAACUUGGGGAAUCAAUUCAGAACCCUCGAGGAUUUCAUUGCUUACGCCAAGAAGCAGAGUGGUCUCCAUCACAUGAACAAUGUCGACUUCUUUUCCGCUGUCAUCGAUGCUUACAUCUCGAACCAUUGGGAAGGUUACCCACUGCCUCCAUGGGUUCGCGAGGUGUGGCCCAUCUGGCAUUGGGCGGCCGACAAGCUCUAUAAUACCCUCCAUCAAUCUACGAAAAUGUCGGCUGGCCACGGCGUUGUCCAAGACGUCGCGAAGAGUCUAAGAAGCGCGACGGCAGCACCCGCCGACGGAGUGAUGAAGAAACUAUCCCUCUUCGGUUACCAUGAUGUCACCGUGAGCUCCAUAUGGACCGCGAUGGCGCCAGAACUCGAGGAAUUGGUGCCCAGACCAGAUUUCCUAGCCGCGAUUUUCUUCGAGUUGUAUGAGGAUGGUCAGCGUGGCGAGUACGUCCUGAGGAUUCGGAUCUCACAAGGUCUGACCCCGGACGGCCGUUAUUCUCCGCUGAAAGUUAUCCGAGCGAUGAAUUGUAAGAGUGACUUCUGUCCAAUGGAAGAAGUGCUCGAACCCUUGGAGCGAUAUUUCGCCGUCGACGAUUGCCCGAAGCGAAGUCUCGUCUGA